UCAUUUGUCAGUCACAUGCAAGUUAAAGUCAUUUAAAAUAUUUGUAAUUUUAUAAUAAUAUUGCAUUAUCACGGCAAAUAAGCAUUAAUUUUGAAUUCUAUGAAAGAACUUGAUGUUGAAUUAAUAAAACAUCUGUACUAAUAUCAGUUUGUUUCAGCUAUAAUGCAGUCAUUAGGCCGGUUUUGGAGAGCAAAUGUCUGCACUUCAGUUUAAUGCCUAACCUCAUAGAGACAGCAAGCAUAGAAUCAAAGUAGAACCCUUAGAAAUGAGAGUACCUAAAGCCUUGAACCCGAGGAUCCAAAGACGGAUACUGAAACGCUUUGGUGUAUAUAGUAAAGUACUACCAGAGGCUACAACCCCAAGUAGAAUAGUACCUGAUCAUAUUGAAAAACCAAAAUAUAUAUUAAUAGCUGAGAAAUUAGAGGUGCCUAAAGUACCUGAAAUAAAAAAUGCUGACCAAAUUAGAGGCAUGCAAAUAAGCUGCAAGCUAGCAGCUAACAUAUUACAGAGACUGGGACAAUUCAUACAGCCGGGAGUGACAACGGAUGAAAUUGAUGAAUUGGCCCACAAUAUGUCUAUUGACGCUGGAGCUUAUCCAUCACCAUUACAUUACAAUGGUUUCCCAAAGAGUGUGUGUACAUCUGUCAACAAUGUUGUUGUCCAUGGUAUACCCGAUCUGAGGCCACUAGAGAACGGAGAUAUUGUUAAUGUGGACAUAACAGUAUUUUACAAAGGCUUUCAUGGAGAUUGCUCAAAGACUUUCCUUGUUGGUGAUGUGGAUGAUAGAGGCUUACAACUUGUGCAAGUUACUGAGGACUGUUUAGACCUUGCUAUAAAAUGGUGUGGUCCAGGUGUGCCAUUUUCACAAAUCGGUCACAGAAUAUACAAACAUGCAAAAAAAUAUGGCCUAACUGUAAUUCCUUCUGUACUUGGUCAUGGGAUUGGGGAGUAUUUCCAUGGCCCUCCCGAAGUCCACCACACAAUUAACAAGUACCCAGGGUUUAUGCAACCAGGUAUGGUGUUCACUAUUGAGCCUGCGAUAUCACAUGGUAGUGAACAUACAGUACUACUGGAAGAUGGCUGGACGUUAUUGACGGAGGAUGGCUCUCGAUGUGCUCAAGCAGAACAUACAGUUUUAAUUACUGAAAAUGGAGCUGAGAUAUUGACCAAAUAAAAAUACGCUGCAGCAGGGUGGCCAACUUGAUUAGAUAAGAUUUACUGGUUACCAAAAUCAACUGACCAUUAGGGCCUAUGCACACCACGUUUUUUAAACGCGCCGUCGACGCGCGUUUGUAGCGAUACAGACGCGAUUCGCACGCAAGUCAGGACUGCAGCAGGAUAAAAUCUGCGUGCGCGUUUAAAAAACGUGGUGCGCAUAGGCCCUUAUCCUGUUGGUUACCCUGAACUUAUAUCCUUAGUAUAAUAAUAGAAAUGUGAUAGAUAGCUACAUAAUUAGACAAAUUUUACCAAUCAAUAUAUAGUUACAAUAACUGUGAUAAUUCUCUCUUUGUGUAUUAUAAAAUAAUUUACUGUGUGUGUGAUAGUUAAAGUAUUGGCCUGUUGUAUUACUUGUAUUUAUUUCAUUGUUGUCAUGUUCUGUUGUAAUUGGUUGUUGAGUUUAACUAUGGGUAUCAAUGAAAUAAAAUUUCAAAUAGCGUGUAA
Molecule: messenger RNA, 1662 nt
Organism: Helicoverpa zea (corn earworm)
Lineage: Eukaryota; Metazoa; Arthropoda; Insecta; Lepidoptera; Noctuidae
Product: methionine aminopeptidase 1D, mitochondrial
Exons: 7
Coding region: 266-1174 (302 amino acids)
Biological process (GO): proteolysis
Molecular function (GO): metalloaminopeptidase activity
Source: RefSeq, a predicted model, not a curated record